GCAAUUGUGUAAGCAGUUAGUUACAAAUAAGGACGCUGGACUUUCUUCCUGUUUUAUCAGUUAGGCAAUUCUUGUGACUAGUUUCAGGACCUGCUCACCAGUGAGCACAGUGAAGUGGUGGGAAUAAGGACAUUCAGAGAGUGGUGUGAAGGAGAGACAGAAGCAUUCUGGCUUCAUAUUCUCUAGGCGCCUGGGUUUCCUGAGGUCAUCACACCUGCAGCAGAAGGGAAAUGGCCACAUUGAAGUAUAUUUCCGGAUUCGGGAACGAGUGUGCCUCAGAGGACCCUCGCUGCCCCAAUGCUCUGCCAGAAGGACAGAACAAUCCUCAAGUUUGUCCCUACAAUCUGUAUGCUGAGCAGCUCUCAGGAUCAGCUUUCACAUGUCCACGGAGCACCAAUAAAAGAAGUUGGCUGUAUAGGAUUCUACCUUCAGUUUCUCACAAGCCCUUUGAAUCCAUUGACGAAGGCCAUGUUACUCACAACUGGGAUGAAGUUGAUCCUGACCCUAACCAGCUUAGAUGGAAACCAUUUGAGAUUCCAAAAGCUUCUCAGAAGAAAGUGGACUUUGUGAACGGCCUGCACACCUUGUGUGGAGCUGGAGACAUCAGGUCUAACAAUGGGCUCGCCAUCCACAUCUUCCUGUGCAACACUUCCAUGGGGGACAGAUGCUUUUACAAUUCAGAUGGGGACUUCUUGAUUGUUCCCCAGAAAGGGAAACUUCUCAUUUAUACAGAGUUUGGCAAGAUGCUUCUGCAGCCCAACGAGAUCUGCGUCAUUCAGAGAGGAAUGCGGUUCAGCAUAGAUGUCUUCGAGGAGACCAGGGGCUACAUCCUGGAGGUCUACGGCGUCCACUUUGAGUUGCCUGAUCUGGGACCGAUUGGAGCCAAUGGCUUGGCCAAUCCUCGUGAUUUCUUGAUACCUGUUGCCUGGUAUGAAGAUCGCCGAGUGCCAGGUGGUUACACUGUAAUUAAUAAAUACCAAGGCAAGCUGUUUGCUGCCAAACAGGAUACCUCCCCGUUCAAUGUCGUGGCCUGGCAUGGGAACUAUACCCCCUACAAGUACAACUUGGAGAACUUCAUGGUCAUCAACGCAGUGGCCUUUGACCACGCAGACCCAUCCAUUUUCACAGUACUGACUGCCAAGUCUCUCCGCCCCGGAGUGGCCAUUGCUGAUUUUGUCAUCUUCCCACCUCGAUGGGGGGUUGCUGAUAAGACCUUCAGGCCUCCUUAUUACCACAGGAACUGCAUGAGUGAAUUUAUGGGACUCAUCAAAGGUCACUAUGAGGCAAAGGAAGGUGGGUUCCUGCCAGGAGGAGGCAGCCUGCACAGCACAAUGACUCCCCAUGGGCCUGAUGCCGACUGCUUUGACAAGGCCAGCAAAGCCAAGCUGGUACCUGAGAGGAUUGCUGAUGGCACCAUGGCAUUUAUGUUUGAGUCUUCUCUAAGUAUGGCUGUCACCAAGUGGGGGCUGAAGACCUCUAAUUCUUUGGAUGAGAACUACUACAAGUGCUGGGAGCCUCUCAAGAGCCACUUCACCCCCAAUUCCAGGAAUCCAGCAGGACCUAAUUGAGACUGGAACAUUGCUACCAUAGUUGAAAUGAAUGUGUGCAGUUUCCUUUAGAAUCUUGUGACUUCUGGCAGUAUUGGGGGAGGGGGCUGGUUAAAAUGAGAACUUACUUUUUUAUAGUCAAGUGACUCAGACAAUUGCAGAAAUUUAUUUGAAAAGUUUUAUGACUGUCAGCUUAAUUACUCAAUAAAUACUUGCUGGUGUUGUGUGGAAGUGGCAA
This is a messenger RNA of Hipposideros armiger (great roundleaf bat), 1785 nucleotides long. RefSeq names its product homogentisate 1,2-dioxygenase (gene HGD). Gene Ontology annotation, cellular component: cytoplasm. The record is from RefSeq and is a predicted model, not a curated record. NCBI's taxonomy places the organism in Eukaryota, Metazoa, Chordata, Mammalia, Chiroptera, Hipposideridae. The coding region runs from base 231 to 1568 and encodes 445 amino acids. Gene Ontology annotation, molecular function: homogentisate 1,2-dioxygenase activity. The transcript has 14 exons. Gene Ontology annotation, biological process: L-phenylalanine catabolic process.